UGGAGGAAAAAAUAAAAAUAAAAGAAAGGGAAAAAGAAAAAGGGGGAAGCCAUUACCGAAGAGGCGCCUCCUCCUCUCUCUCUCUCUCUCUCUCUCUCCCUCUCUUUCUCUCUCCUCCUCGCUAAAAUGGCGGCGGAGAAGACGCUUCCGUGGAGCUCCACCACCUCGCGCUCUCUCCACUGAGUAUAUAAGCGGAGAAGGAGCUCUCUAUUGAGCUAAGGAACGUCGGGAAUGGCGCUGUGCUCUUGGUGCAAGAAAACGGAUGCGGCGGAGCCAGGGAAGAAGAAGAAGAAGGGGUCGGCGGGGACGUGGAGGGUUUACUCGCUCAAGGAGCUUCAAUCGGCGACGAACAGCUUCAAUUACGACAAUAAGUUGGGGGAGGGGGGAUUUGGUAGCGUAUAUUGGGGUCAACUCUGGGAUGGAUCUCAGAUUGCUGUGAAAAGGCUCAAAGUCUGGAGCAACAAAGCCGAGGGGGAAUUCUCCGUGGAGAUCGAGAUUUUGGGCAGAGUGAGGCAUAAGAAUUUGUUGAGCUUGCGCGGAUACUGUUCCGAAGGCCAGGAGCGUCUCAUAGUCUAUGACUACAUGCCAAACUUGAGCUUGCUCUCACAUCUUCAUGGACAACAUGCUGCCGAAUGCCUUCUCGACUGGCCCAGGAGAAUGAGCAUCGCUAUAGGCGCAGCCGAGGGAACAGCCUAUCUUCACCACCAAGCUACCCCACAUAUUAUCCAUAGGGACAUUAAAGCGAGCAAUGUUCUCUUGGACUCGGAGUUCGAGGCAAGGGUUGCCGAUUUUGGGUUUGCGAAGCUCAUACCAGAUGGCGCUACUCACGUUACUACAAAAGUGAAAGGCACUCUUGGUUAUCUCGCGCCUGAAUAUGCCAUGUUUGGAAAGGCCUCCGAGAGCUGCGACGUCUACAGUUUUGGGAUUCUGCUUCUUGAGAUAGCCAGUGGAAAGAAGCCAUUAGAGAAAUUAAGUUCUGCAAUAAAGCGAACAAUUACAGAGUGGGCGCUUCCAUUGGCUCGAGCAGGGAAAUUUAAGGAAAUUGCCGAUCCAAAGCUUAAUGGUAAUUUUGCAGAGGAUGAAUUGAAGAGGUUGAUACUUGUUGGGCUUGUCUGCGCACAGAAUCGACCAGAGAAGAGACUGACAAUGCUCGAGGUUGCGGAAUUGCUUAAAGGAGAAGCUACGGAAAAGCUAUUGAAUUUGGAGAAGGAUGAAUUGUUCAGACCGGAGGACAUUUCCAAUUACAUUUGCGAGGAGAAGAGUGCUAAAAAAGAGGUGACGGAAAUAGAAGAGGCAGAUACUGUAACUGAAACAGCCGCAAACGCUGCUUUAGUCGAUAUACAAGAAAAUACAGCUACGUAAUAUUCCUGCUUGAAUAGGGAAUGCUUGAUUUGGUUUCUUUUUCUAUUUAAACAAAGUUUGCUGCUGGGUUUCUUUGUUUUGUGCGCGCACGGUUUGUUUGUAACUUCGGCUUUAGUGUGUUGUCAUUUCCUUCUUAAAUCAACUCAAAGAUGUGUGAAAAAUGGCUUGUGGAAUGCAUGAAGUUGUUCAUAUGUAAUCUGCAUUAUGUAACCUGCAUCAUACAACAGAGAUUUUUCUA
Molecule: messenger RNA, 1600 nt
Organism: Ananas comosus (pineapple)
Lineage: Eukaryota; Viridiplantae; Streptophyta; Magnoliopsida; Poales; Bromeliaceae
Product: PTI1-like tyrosine-protein kinase At3g15890
Exons: 4
Coding region: 232-1362 (376 amino acids)
Biological process (GO): protein phosphorylation
Molecular function (GO): ATP binding; protein kinase activity
Source: RefSeq, a predicted model, not a curated record